AAAAGGAUCAUUCUUCAGUUCAAGCUUGAAACAGAAGCCAGUCGCUGCGUGGAAGACCACGUACGCUGUGAUACAAGCGAAGCAUGAAGAACGAAGGCAUAGAGGGGACUGAGCGGUUCCUCAGCCUGGACAGGGGCCGAGGUCUCCGGGCGUUGAGGCACUUCGCGGUGGGGGAGUUGGUGUUCGCCUGCCCAGCUUACUCGUACGUGCUGACUGAGACCGAGAGAGGAGCGCACUGCGAGCACUGCUUCACCAGGAAAGAAGACCUUUUUAAAUGCGGGAAAUGUAAGCAGGCCUACUAUUGCAACAUUGACUGUCAGAGAGGGGACUGGCCCAUGCAUAAACUGGAGUGUGUCGCCAUGUGUUCCUACGGAGAAAAUUGGUGUCCCUCUGAGACCGUCAGAUUGGUAGCCAGAAUCAUCAUGAAACAGAAAGUCACAACAGAACGCACGCCGUCAGAAAGACUCCUGAUGCUCAAAGAGUUUGAAGCACAUUUAGACAAAAUGGAUAGCCAGAAGGACGAAAUAAACGAGACUGACGUCGCUGCCCUGCACCACUUCUACGCCAAACAUAUCAGCAACAUCCCGGAUGACCAGGCGCUCACUGAGCUUUUUGCACAGGUUAAUUGCAAUGGUUUCACAAUAGAGGAUGAGGAGCUCUCACAUUUGGGAUCGGCAGUAUUUCCAGAUGUAGCACUGAUGAACCACAGUUGCAGUCCAAAUGUCAUCGUGACCUACAAAGGCACAGUUGCAGAAGUAAGAGCAGUGAAGGAAAUCAGCCCUGGAGAGGAGGUCUUUAACAGUUACAUCGACCUGCUCUACCCCACAGAGGACCGCAGAGAACGCUUGUUCGAUUCCUACUUUUUCACUUGCCAGUGUACUGAGUGCACCACCAGGUCAAAGGACAAAGAAAAGAUGGAAAUCCGGGACCAGAUCUCCAGAGCACCUGAGCCAGAGGAAAUCCAAGCCAUGGUUCGAUAUGCCAAGAAUGUCAUUGAGGAAUUCAGAAGAGCUAAACAUUACAAGAGCCCGAGCGAGCUGCUGGAGAUGUGUGAACUGAGCCAGGAGAAGAUGGGCGCCAUAUUUGCAGACACAAAUGUCUACAUGCUGCACAUGAUGUAUCAGGCUAUGGGCGUCUGUCUCUACAUGCAGGACUGGGACGGUGCCAUGAGCUACGGAGAGAAGAUCGUACAGCCGUACAGUGUGCACUACCCGGCCUACUCCCUCAACGUGGCGUCCAUGUAUCUGAAGCUGGGCCGGCUGUAUUUGGGGCUGGAGAAGAAGACGCAAGGCGUCAAAGCUCUGAAGAAGGCGCUGGCCAUCAUGGAGGUGGCCCACGGGAAGGAUCACCAUUAUGUUGCAGAAGUCAAAAGGGAAAUUGCGGAACAGAAAUGAAAAGAUGAUGGAAGCACACACCCCCGACUGCAUGGCAUGUCAUCCCCCACCCCCACCCCCCUGCCCCCC
Molecule: messenger RNA, 1463 nt
Organism: Syngnathoides biaculeatus (alligator pipefish)
Lineage: Eukaryota; Metazoa; Chordata; Actinopteri; Syngnathiformes; Syngnathidae
Gene: smyd2a
Product: SET and MYND domain containing 2a
Exons: 12
Coding region: 84-1394 (436 amino acids)
Cellular component (GO): nucleus
Molecular function (GO): protein binding
Source: RefSeq, a predicted model, not a curated record